This is a messenger RNA of Corticium candelabrum, 1893 nucleotides long. Its product is annotated as interleukin-1 receptor-associated kinase 4-like. Gene Ontology annotation, molecular function: ATP binding; protein kinase activity. Gene Ontology annotation, cellular component: plasma membrane. Lineage: Eukaryota; Metazoa; Porifera; Homoscleromorpha; Homosclerophorida; Plakinidae. The coding region runs from base 133 to 1749 and encodes 538 amino acids. The record is from RefSeq and is a predicted model, not a curated record. The transcript has 10 exons. Gene Ontology annotation, biological process: protein phosphorylation.
GUUAGACAUUGGAGGUCUGAGCCGCGUGCUGCUGAGUCAGCUAGGCUUAGACGGGCUGGUGCCAGCUCGACAGUUAUGCAAAGCUCAGUUAUGCAAAGCUAGCUGAUUUGUGCCUUCUGUGAAGUCUAAUCCAUGUCGGCCUCAGAAAAUUUGAGUAAAGAAUACGAACAGCACACGGAUAAGAAGCUUAGAAGCAACCGGCUUUCAGAUUAUCUUUACAAAAACCUGAAGCUGCAACAGCAGAUGAAUUGUGCAGGAAAUUUACCAGAGUUUCCCUUUGAUCCUGACUCUAAACUAAAAUUCUAUCUGAAGAAGCUGGCAACUACAGAUCGCAUUGCUAUCCUACCUUUAGACAAUGAUAUGAUCAAAAUACUAAAAACAAUCAUACAAAAAACUGAAGAGACUGUCCAAGGAAGCAGUCAGAAUGAAUGGACAAAUUCAGGCAAACAGCACUCACGUUUCCACUUCAUUUCUUUUGCAAGGUCCAGGAAGAGGAAGCACUAUGCUAGACGCAGGCGUAAUAGAAAAAAAAGGCCUCGAUUAGUACAGGAGUAUUCUACUUUAAGUCUACAGAAUGGAGAACAGCAUGAACGCAGAAAGUACUUGUAUCCCAAGUGUAGGCACAAGACUAGAAACGUUGCAAGAUCAGAGUCUGCUGUUUGUAAACUAGGAAACAGUAUCAUGUAUUUUCAUGUUGAUUGGGGGAGCUUACCUUCACAUCUUAACCCAAGAGAACAGUAUCUUGGAGACUUGCUUGAAACUACUACGACAAGACCAAUGCACAAUACAGUGCAAUUUAGUGUCGUCUGCAAAGGGCUUACUAUGUUUAAAUUUGAAGAUUUGUUGGCAGCAACCAAUCACUUUGAUAGUCGACCAUUGAGGAGAGGAGGCAAACUUAUUGGUUCUGGAAGCUUUGGAGACGUAUUUUUUGCACGAGUCAUUCAUAAUCGAAUAGAACAUGAAGUGGCAAUUAAGAAAUUUAAGCAACCUCAAAAAAGAAGACUGUCAGCAACUCUCAUGGCAAGAAAGCAAUUUCCAACAGAAGUUGGAAUCCUAAUGAGAGCCCACUUGGGAAACAUACCACGACUUAUUGGUCUUAGCACGGAUGGACCCGAGCUUUGUAUUGUCUGUGAAUACAUACCAGGUGGAACACUUGCUCAAAGGCUCUCAAAGGACUGCUCUACUCCAUUAGUCUGGAGAGAUCGCAUGAACGUUUUCAUUGGGGUUUGUCGAGCUGUAAAAUAUUUGCACACUGAAAUGGUCCCACCGAUGAUUCACAGAGACAUCAAAAGCUCAAAUAUUCUUCUUUCAAGUGACUGCGUUGGAAAGUUGUCCGAUUUUGGCUUGGCUUGUAGCACAGAGUAUGAGUCAGAUCCGGAUGAGAGUUUUGAAGAAUCCGGUUCAAUUUCUGUUGGAACUAGAUGCUACAUGCCCCCAGAGGCCUUCAAAGGUCGUUUCUCUACCAAGACAGAUGUUUACUCAUUGGGAGUGGUACUUUAUGAAGUAGUAACAGGUCUUCCUCCCUAUUCACAUGCUAAGAAGAAGGAUUUGGUCACUUUUAUGAGGGAAUUGUGCAGUGAAGAUGCUGACAUGUCUGUAUUGUUUGACCCUCGAGCAAGUUGGCCAUCAUUACUUGCAACACCGUUGUUAACAAAAGCUCAACAGUCUACAGUUGAUGUCAACAGCGAAAGACCACGAAUAGCAGAGAUACUCCACAACUUGGAAGAGAUGUUGUUGCAUUGGAAGUAAUCAACAGACUAAGUUGUGUUGGACCGGCUAUCGAAUCUGGACUGAUAGUUUGUAUUUAUUGUAUUGAUGGGUCCGUAACAUAUUUGCCUACUGUAGUUUGUUGCUUUUGUCUUGCUUGUGCUCGUGUGAUUAAGUUAAUCAAAU